Molecule: messenger RNA, 2296 nt
Organism: Sander lucioperca (pikeperch)
Lineage: Eukaryota; Metazoa; Chordata; Actinopteri; Perciformes; Percidae
Gene: fbxo22
Product: F-box protein 22
Exons: 7
Coding region: 107-1270 (387 amino acids)
Biological process (GO): regulation of skeletal muscle fiber development; protein polyubiquitination; positive regulation of proteasomal ubiquitin-dependent protein catabolic process
Molecular function (GO): protein binding
Source: RefSeq, a predicted model, not a curated record
UCCUCUCCGUAGGGGGCAGUGUGUUACCUCGGCAGCGGCGGAGUAACAGGGGUGAAAGUUCGUGACUGCAGCCGUGCUGUGAAAACCAACAACUUGAGAGCGAAAUAUGGAUGAACGUGAAGAUGUUACCGUUUCUUUACAAGACAGCAAGGCUUCAUACGUACUCAGCAAUGUUGCCGAAGUGGUUGAGCGAAUUCUGACGUUCGUACCAACCAAAUCGCUUCUCCGGAUCGCAAGUGUGUGCAGACUGUGGAGAAACUGUGCCCGAAGAGUGCUGAGGACUCAGCAGCAGCUGACCUGGGUGUCAGCCUGUGGACCGUCUAACACAGAGGCCCAUGUCCUCUGCAGCAUCCUGGCUGAGGAGGUGGAGAAAGUGUUUCUCCUGCCCAAAACAGUUCUGGCAUUGGUAGACUAUGAGGCCUUCAAUGGACAAGCGUAUUGCUACAGACAGAAUAAAGCAAAAAAGAGUCGCCACAGUCCAGACACAGUUGAAGAACUGAGCCUGCUCUUCCCAAAAGGCUGUGACAUCAUGGGCGUCACCACACUAGGCGUAGUCUUGACUCCCAGUGGCUCUUACUCCAGCCUUCCUCAGGAGUACCAGGAGGGGGAGGCUGGCUUUACAAUCAUGUUCCCCAGCAUAGAAGGUGUCCACAUCAAGCCCUUUCAUUUUUGCAAAGAGUCCAUCUCCCCAACAGCCCUGAAAGAAGCAGGACUAGUUGACAACCCAGAGCUGCGUGUGGUACUGAUGUUUGUCUAUGAGGCAUAUAAAACUGGAGGAGCACACUUCCUCAGCCAGAUACUGGAGCCGCUGGCCAAGAGCAAAGCUCUCAUCGCUGGGGGGCUGGUAGAAAGUGUCUUUUCUCCUCCCAGACACUGCUGUAGCCAGGGUGCCUACGGUGUGGUGGGCCUGGCCCUGAGUGGCCCUAAGGUGCAGGGGGCAUCUGUGCUCUUGGACCAAGACAUCAGCAACCCAAAGGCGGUUGAAGCCACAAUCCGGCGGCUAAAGGCAGCCAAAAUUCCUGAGAGGAACACCCUAGGGUUCAUGUUCGCCUGCGUGGGGAGAGGCCAGAACUACUACAACAACCAGGCCAACGUAGAGGCGGACGCCUUUCACAAGGUGUUCCCUAACACGCCGCUCUUCGGCUUGUUUGGCAACGGUGAGAUUGGCUGCGACCGAAUCGUUAAAGACGACUACACGCUGUGCGACACUGACACGGACAGUCUGCAGCAUGAGUACACUACAGUCAUGACCCUGGUCCAUCUAGGCUAAGUGACUGACCCACAGUGACAAUGGACAAACAGGAGGAAAAAGAUGACCCACCAUGCUCCUGUUUGCAACAGCAGUUGGGAACAAGAAACAUUUUGUACAGUGUUACUCACAUUAGGACUCAGAAUAUUGCUGUCACCAUUUCUGUUCAUAAAGCAGGAAAAUGAUCCCUUUAGCCGUCAAUGUAAUGGCAUCAUUUGGCAAAUUGUGUCCCUCUGAGAGUUGGUGUGUAAACGCAGCUUCAUAUUAAAACUAGUGAGUUUCGCAAAGUUCAGAUAUAAAAAGACAAAUUGAUUAUCUCUUUUAGUAUUCAUACUGUACGUGACUCUUGUAAAAUACGUGUAUAUAUUUUUCCCAAAUUUCGCACACAUUCAAGGCAUAUCUCACCCUCUGACAUUAACCUCAUGGUCUGUUUUGCUUUGCAGGUGAGUAAAAAUAUACAGUUGUGAGGCCCACAAGCUAUUGUUAUAGUUGUUGAUUCAGUGCAGGCACUUUUUAUUAGUAAGAGAAGUGCGGUCCCUCUUCCACACAAUCAAGCUAAUCUUGAUUAGAAUGCUCUUCCUUGUUACGUAGUUUUACACCUUUGUCUCGCUAAUGGAAAAAAAAGACCACAAAUGAAUUCUCUUUUGCAAGAUACUGUAUCUAUCUGCCAUGUUUCAAUUGGGCACAGGGGAAUCAGUCAGAAUCUUAAAGUGCCUCCUUUUUUGUUCAUGUCAAGUCAUACUUAAUUCCAGCUGUUAAUGGUUGGGCUUAAUGGUUAUCUCAUGUACACCUGUUGGCUGUGUAAGUGACACUGACCAGCUGAAACUCUCAAUUUCCCCUCACUUUAGUCUCAGCUCUUCUACAGUUUCUAACUUUAGGAAACCGUUGGAAAUUGAUGAUAUACUGUCCAAGGUCAGAAAAUGUGAUGUAAUUGGGGUAGAUGAUGAUGUAUUUGGUAUCCUUUGCUAAAGCAAAAAAUGGUAAAGGUUAUUUUUUUUAAAUCCUGAUAGUAUAGUUUGAGACUUAACUAUCUAGCUGCACGUUUGG